Molecule: messenger RNA, 2763 nt
Organism: Candoia aspera
Lineage: Eukaryota; Metazoa; Chordata; Lepidosauria; Squamata; Candoiidae
Product: disintegrin and metalloproteinase domain-containing protein 21-like
Exons: 1
Coding region: 64-2220 (718 amino acids)
Biological process (GO): proteolysis; male gonad development
Cellular component (GO): sperm head plasma membrane; external side of plasma membrane; plasma membrane
Molecular function (GO): metalloendopeptidase activity
Source: RefSeq, a predicted model, not a curated record
CAUCAACCUCGUCUCCGCUCCAAGGUAACUAAGUACGUGUACGAUGCAACACUGAGGUGAAUCAUGGCAAGUGGUAGAGAUCUUGGGCACUGGUUUUUCUUCCUGUUGGUCACCUGCAUUGUAUUGGUGGUCUUUACCCUUUCCACCGUGCACUGCAGCUCAUUGCCUCCUCUGGCAUAUACCUCUUAUGAAGUGAUAAUUCCAAGGCGGUUGGCAGCACAGAUGGGGGAGACAACCAAGGAUGAAAUAUCCUAUAUCAUCAAGGCAGCAGGGAGGGACUACAUCAUCCGACUCAAACCCAAAAAGAAUUUUCUGGCUAAAAACCUUCCAAUCUUCACAUAUAAUUCCAAGGGGGAAUGCGUUGAGAGCCAUCCCUACAUCGCAGUUGAAUGCUACCAUCAAGGCUAUGUGGAAGGCAUAGUUGAUUCACUUGCAGUUCUUAGAACCUGUUUUGGUCUCUCUGGUUUCCUGAAAAUCGGUGCAAGAACUUACGGUAUCGAGCCUCUGCAGAAUUCAUCUGCCUUUCGACACCUUCUCUACCUCUCUGAAGAAUCAGAGCCAACUUUCUCAUCACACAGAAUGGGAGUGGGAAGAACAAACCACCAAGCAGAAAAACUGGUGACCAGACAAAUCAGAACAACGUACAAUAAUCUCAAAGACCAAGACUUUCCAAAAUAUAUUGAACUAUAUAUUGUGGUAGACAAAAACCUAUUUGCCCAAGAAGCAAACAAUGUUAGUAGCGUGGAAACUAUAGUGUUGGAUGUGGUGAACAUUGUGGAUGCCACUUUCUCUUCUCUCAACACACACGUUGUUCUAGUUGGACUUGAGAUCUGGACUGAAAAGAACUUAAUAACUAUCUCUGCGGAUAUCAGACAAGUUCUUCGAAACUUCAAUAAGUGGAGAAUAGUCAACAAGAGGAGCACAUACGACACAGCCUUCUUGUUCCUUCGCCAGAGCUUCAGCAAAAUCUCUGGAACAUCCUAUAAAUCUGCCAUUUGCCGGCCAGCUCUUUCAGCAGGACUCCAAGUCUACCUCAAAAAUGAGGUUAUCCGCUUUGUGAUGGGCUUUUCUCACGAGCUGGGCAAUCAUAUUGGAAUGGAACCUGAUGGCUCCAACUGUUUCUGUAGCAAGAGCGUGUUCUGCAUUAUGCGUGGACAUUAUGCCACUGUGAACCUGUUCAGUAACUGCAGUAUUCUGAACCUCAAACGCCUUUACGCACGCGGUCUCUUGGGUUGCUUGCUGAACGUCCCCAGGAUACGUUCCAACUUGGAUUAUUGCGGGAAUGGUGUUCUGAAUGCUGGCGAACAGUGUGAUUGUGGGGGGAAAGGGAGAUGUGAAGAUGACUCUUGCUGCACUCCUAAGUGUGUUUUGAAGGAGAAGGCCACAUGUGCGGUGGGAGAGUGUUGCCAAAGUUGUCAGUACCUUCCCAAGGGGACAAUCUGCCGGGAUAAAGCCAGCGACUGCGAUCUCCCCGAGUACUGCGACGGGCGAUCUGCAAGGUGCCCCAAGGAUUUGUAUGCGCAAGACGGAACACCAUGCGACGAGCACUCUUACUGUUACAGAAAGAGGUGCUGGGACCACAAUUUCCUGUGCAAAAGGAUCUUUAGCAGAGAGGCCGUAGCAGCCCCGGAGACGUGCUAUGCUCUGAAUGCCCUUGGAAAUAAAUACGGCAACUGUGGCACUGAUUCUACAGGGAAAAGGUUUUUGAAAUGCCAGCCCAAGGAUAGCAUGUGUGGAAGAGUACAGUGCACGGAUGUGGGACCGGCCUCUGUCCUGAAGCUCGAGGUACACCGGCACGACGUGCAGAAGACCCCGUGCUGGAGCAUUGCAGCAUCUGGCAACAUCCAUCACGAGGACAUCGGGGCCGUGCCUAAUGGCAUCAUGUGUGCCCCACGCAAAAUUUGCAUCAAUCACAGCUGUGUCCCCAUAACUGCGCUGAACUUGAGCUGCAACUCGAGGAGUAUGUGCCAAAACAAAGGAGUGUGCAACAACCUUCAUAAAUGCCACUGCAAUGAUGGAUGGGCCCCUCCAGACUGCAAGAAGUGGGGUGCAGGAGGGAGCAUCGAUGGAGGGUUUCCUGAGAUAAGCAACAGCACGAAGUUGGUAAAACGUAUUCUGGUAACUGUGAUUCCCUUUUCAUUUGUAGCUGUAGCUGCUGCUAUUGAGAUAAUUCCCAAAGUGGGGGAAUUCUUGGCAUCAGUUACAAGGUGGUGGAGGUAACACUUCAGGCCUGAAACUCAGAAGAUUUCCAAGGAAAAAGCACACCGAAGAAAGCCAAACUCCCAGUGAAGGGUAAUGCUGCCAGAUGAAGCUCCCUAGUUGUCACUGGAAGAUUUAAUUGAAGAUUGCAGUAAAAUUCACUCCAAAGUAUUAGCUUCAAAGUAUGUAAUUCUCUUGCAAUGAGCCCAGAUGAUGAUGAUGAUGAUGAUGAUGACGAUGAUGAUAGCAGCCUGUCACAGUUCAAAUAAAACUCAGAACUUUCCAAAACUGAAAAAAAAGCACUAAUAGCAGAAACCGAAUGAAUAUGCUACGACAGUUUUGGUCACUGAGAAAUGAAAUAAAACGUUAAUUCCUCAGUUGAAAAGAGAAAGGAAAGGGGGGGGGUAAUAAAGGGGUUUCCAUCACUUACAAAUCAGACCUGUGAACCAGAAAGCCAAACAGCGUCCCCCCUUAAACAUCUUAGGAUGUUAGGAAGUGUGAGUCCCAAGCCAGGGGGAUUUAUACUGUAUGAAUCCAGGCUGUUUUGUGAUGGAUGGGAGGGGA